UCAGAAUUUUAUCCGAACAUCUAUCAUAAUUAAACUUUCCGAAGAAACAAAACCAGAAUUUUAAACAAACAAAGAACAGAAAUUUAAAUAGACAAAACCAGAAUUUAAUUAAAACACAAUCAGAAUUUUAAACAAACAUCACAAUUAAUUAAACAAACAUCCUUUUUGAUUCAGAAAAAUGUCAGAAAAACAACAACAAUCUAAUAGUACUAAAAACAUUUCCAACCUAUCGCGUCGUCGUAAAUCCCCACAAAUACAAUCAUCAGCAUCUUCAUCACAAAUUGAACAACAACAAUCUACGCCUAGUCCACCAUUAAAUGAACAAUCUCCACAAUUAUUAAUUGGAAACAACAAUAAUAAUGCUGACCAACAACAGAGAUCUCAACUUCACCUUUCCGGAAUGCGAACAGCCUCCUCUUUAGCAGAGUGGCAGCUACAGGCAGUUCUUUACCGUGCCCGACUUACUCAGUAUUUUGAUGUGUUUAUUUCACAAGGUGGUGAUGAUAUUGACCAAAUAAUGCAAUGUGACGAGACUGAAUUUCUCGAGAUUAUGUCUUUGGUUGGAAUGGCUUCCAAGCCUCUCCAUGUUCGCCGCCUACAGAGGACUUUAAGCGAAUUUUCUGUUAAUCGAGCACAAUUUUUGAUUACUACUGUUCCCUUUAUUGGUCUUCCCCCAAUAGAUUUCCCUAGUACUUCUUCAUCCACAGAUAAUUUAACGGCAGCUUUACAAUUUUUAGUUCCUGGCUAUCUCCCUUCUACUGGCCAACUUGAUUUAGCGGCAACACUAACUCAACAACAACUUAACAACCAACAAACUCCUUUUAUUGACCCAGACUUUCUUUUUCCGUUAAAUCCAACCCCUCCACUAAGUUGUCCGGUAACUACAAGUUUUCAGCAAAAUAGUGGUAAGAAUUAUUGGUGGAGGUCAAAAUCAGAAUUUAAAUAA
Molecule: messenger RNA, 946 nt
Organism: Meloidogyne enterolobii
Lineage: Eukaryota; Metazoa; Nematoda; Chromadorea; Rhabditida; Meloidogynidae
Source: the annotation of a GenBank genome assembly